This is a messenger RNA of Iphiclides podalirius (scarce swallowtail), 315 nucleotides long. The record is from the annotation of a GenBank genome assembly. NCBI's taxonomy places the organism in Eukaryota, Metazoa, Arthropoda, Insecta, Lepidoptera, Papilionidae.
AUGAAGCUGUUUAAGAUUACGAUGUUAAUAUUUCCUUUAAUGAUCAAAGACUCGAUGUCGGAAUAUAUCAACAAACUUCACACAAGGCCGCAACGUGUCCGAUUCUACCCGAAAAACUCGAUAUUCCGGAAAUCGGACUUAAUUGACAAAGGUUGCACUGUUUUCCUCAACGAUUGUCCGGCUUCAUACAAAACCCAGCUCGUCUGUGCACGUGACUACGACGGAUAUUACAAAACAUUCAUGAACUAUUGCCAAAUGGAGUACGAGAACUGCAAUAGUUGGAGGAAAUGGAGCAUGGCUAAACAAGAAAGAUGC